AUGCCGAAUAGCUCUCGACAUAACUCAGCGGCGUCGCAGGCACGACGCCCGAACAAGACCUCUUCUAGGGGCGGAUCCGUGGUUGGCCUUCCUCAAGGAAGCCGACGUAGCUCUCGACGAGCAAGCGCUUCUAACCAGUGCCAGGGUCUGUCUUUUGACUUUGACAGCACUAACAUCGACUUCUCGGGUCCUGACUUUUGGCGGAUUCCCGAGAAUUUCGAGGGUGCUGAUGAACUCUAUGGGCUGCAACAGGAUUGGGCUGCACACGAUCCGCAAGACGGAUUUGGCCAGAGCGGUUAUCCAAUCAAUCAGCUUGACCCUGAUCAUAUCUUCGAUCUGGGGAACCAGACUGCGCCUGUUCGGGUAGCGUCGAUUAACCUUCUGCAGAAUUCUUUGUCUGCACUGCCAGGAGCCACGGACGGCUUGGGCAUGAUGGAUUACGCACAGUCGCCGAUGGUAGCUGGACCAUAUAUUUGCCCUCAGGCAAUUGAGAACGCUCCUCCAGCGCACUUGAAUGGCACUCCAGCAAUUGAGUCUCCGAGCCCCCAGUCUCAAACAUCGCUGAAUGGGAAACGUCGAUCUACGAUCCGUUCAGAAGCCCCAUUCAACCCAACUCUUUUCCAGGAUCAUUUUGCCGGGUACGUGGGCAACGAUCAACACUUCGAUUAUCCAGAUCCUCCUGACCCUCAACUUCCGGGUGCUCAACAAGCGCCAUACUAUGGCAAUGGGCUCUACCAGCAGCUGGAGGAAGCUGCACAGGAUCCCGUACAGAACGCAUCAAGCACGUUCGAGUCAAAUAAGCUCCGUCGCUCGGUGUCCCAAGCUGACGAGAACGAGUCAACUCGCCCGCUCAAGAAGGCUCGUAGCAAUGCGAGCUUGUCUGAGCACAGCGACUCCACAUAUCCCGACCGUUCUCGUGGCAAUUCGGCAAACGCAGAUGGUUACAACGCUUUGCAGACACAUCAGGUUCAGAAGCGCAAGUCUGUCUUCGAUAAUCGCUUUCAAUGGGAGAAGCCGAAGCUUGACCCAGACAGGCAUUGGAUUCGAACCAACAAUACCACCAAAGGUUUGACCACCCGCACCGCAAAGUGCAAUAACUACGACCCGGCGAAAGUGUACACAUACACACCGCAUCCGCUCGGCGACUGGAGCAGCGGUCGCUAUGAGUUCAGGUAUACUGAGGAUGGUGAGCUCAAGGACAAGACCAUGACUGCCAAUCAGAUCAAGGACUUCAUUCUGAGGUAUCCCGAGGACACGACAGGGCCCAUCAAACGCAAGCUGCAACUCUUUAUUCAAGUUGGACCUACGGAUUCUGCACGUCGGUAUAAUACCCCCUCCUGGAACAAAUGCCGCUUUCGAGAGUGCCCAGCGCAAAUUCACCAGACAGGCACUAUUCUUCAUGGCCACUACCGCGUCGCAUUCGAUGAACGGUCGUUUGGAUCGAAGAAUAACUACGAUCCCCACCUUGCCGCCUCUGGAUAUGUCCAUCUCUACUGCAUGGAGCGCUUCCUAGACUUCGAGUACAUUUGUCGGAAGGCACACGUCGACGUCGACAUGCGUCAGCUUAGCGGGGAGCCCAAGGGUAAAUUUGCUGCCACGCUUGCCGGACACCCUGAAUGCAGCAUUGCUGAAGAUUUUGUCAAAUGGGCUAAGGACGGCCAGCUUCGAGAGCUCGAGGGCUUUGAAAACUACCCUCGCCAUAAUGAUUAUAGGGGCCAGCCAAAACCGCAUGAGGACACGUUGACCUACCAUAUGCACCAUCAAAAGGCUCGCGCCCGGCCUCCCGCUCAGAUCCGUCAGUUCGAGGAACGCGGUUACACACCCACCCAUCUACUUGUCAACCACGGCAACUUGGAAGUUCUCUUCGCUGAAAUUCUCCGUCAGCGGCAGGCCCGGGCGAAGGGUAAGGGUAAGGGCAAGAAGCGCAAGAUUGCGGAGCUGGAUGAUGAAGACCACAGGCUUAAUGAGGAAGCGACCGAGCUGAUUCAUAAAACCCAGUUGGAGUUCGACCCCUCAACUCGUAAGGGUCCUCGUACUCGCAAGGCACGCGAGCAGCCAGAGGCAUGGAAUGUCGACGAUGAUGAGAGCAGCGACGAGUGGGAUCGCCGCCGACGUCAGCACUCGUACACACCGCCUACUCGGCGCAGCGCUCGAACCUCACGCCGACGGCAACCAAACUACCGCGAAGAUCCUGAAGGUCCGCAAACCUCCCGUCGCACGCGCUCUGCAUCUCGCCAGAUCCCCGAAGGCUACCAGCCCGCAAACUCUUACGUGCCGCCCAACCCCUCUGGUCACCGCGAGGCUUACGCGCCUCCAGCCCUCCCACCACCCACCCGCCGCCGCAGCUCCGUCGGCAAAUUCACCGAUCCGAAUCUGGAAGCUGUGGAUCUUGACGCGCUCUUCGAAGCCGAGGGUCUCAAUCGCCGCCACUCCAGCCUUUUCACCAACAAUACGGGUAUUAUGCGGACUCCCGGUUCACGCAAUAGCUCCUUUGGCGCCGGCAAGCGCGCGUCGUUUGCACAGCAGCCCGUCACAAAAAGCCAGACGUAUGAUACUGAGGCGCCGCCGAAUGACGUCGAAAUGUAUGGCUAUGAGGAGCGAGCAUCGGACACUGACAUCGUUACGCCGCGUACUAGCCUGCGCCGCUCCCAGCGGCGCGCGUCGAAGGAUGUGGAUGUGCUUGGCGUGAAGGGCGAUAGCCAUAGGGCGGAUAACGUCUUUCAAUCAGACCGUAUGAUGAAGGUGGACAAAGAAAAUUGA
Messenger RNA from Trematosphaeria pertusa, 2760 nucleotides. RefSeq lists its product as uncharacterized. The transcript is spliced from 2 exons. The record is from RefSeq and is a predicted model, not a curated record. Bases 1 to 2760 code for a protein of 919 amino acids. Gene Ontology annotation, molecular function: protein binding. NCBI's taxonomy places the organism in Eukaryota, Fungi, Ascomycota, Dothideomycetes, Pleosporales, Trematosphaeriaceae.